ACUGGUUCCCUCUGCUUCCGCGGGGCCUCCUCAUCUCGCGAGAGGCGUGAGACGCGGAGAGUGGUUCCAAGGCCGGGAGCCGGCCGGAUCACUGCCCUGACGUAACCUUGGCCGUCCGGCGGAGAACCCUGCGGACUUGUGCUGGGGAAGCCGGUGUGAGGGACCGCGCCUGCCCUGCUCGCCCUGGGCUGAAGCGGUGGCUCCUGGCUUUCCUAAGCUACCUCGGGCACUGCGCGGGAAAAGCCCUGAGCUGAGGUCCGGAGAACGCAGGUCUGGGACUCGGUGCUACCCGGAGCCAGCUGUUGUGACCUUGGGUCUCGGUUCCUCGGAAGUUUCGGUCUCUGAGCGGCCGGGGCCGCUCGCUGCAGAACGUUGGGAGCUUUUAGGCUCGUCAACACCACAGGAAUGGCAGCAUUUGGGGUUUCAGCUGGCCAGCUGGUGGCAGUCAUCUGGGAUAAGCCAGCCCCUGUGGAGACCCUGAAAGAUCUAGUGGAUGAACUGCAAGGGUUAACUGGCAGUGAGGACCAAGUAUCUGUGGAAAACAUCCAUCAGCUGCUACAGUCUGCCCACAAGGAAUCCAGCUUUGACAUUAUUUUGUCAGGUGUAGUCCCAGGAAGCACUACUCUGCACAGCGCUGAGGUUUUGGCAGAGAUGGCCCGGAUCCUUCGGCCUGGAGGGUGUCUUUUUCUGAAAGAACCUGUAGAGACAGCUGUAGCUAACAAUAGCAAGGUGAAGACCGCAUCUAAAUUGUGCUCAGCCCUGACUCUUUCUGGUCUUGUGGAAGUGAAAGAGCUGCAGAGGGAGCCCUUGAGUCCCGAGGAGAUGAAGUCUGUCCGGGAGCAUCUGGGUUACAGUAGUGACAGUCUGCUAUCAAUUCAGAUCACAGGCAAAAAGCCCAACUUUGAAGUGGGUUCUUCUAGUCAGCUCAAACUUUCCAUGACCAAGAAGGCGUCUCCUUCAGUGAAGCCUGCUGUGGACCCUACUGCCGCUAAGCUCUGGACCCUCUCAGCCAAUGACAUGGAGGAUGACAGCAUGGAUCUCAUUGAUUCAGAUGAGCUGCUGGAUCCAGAAGAUUUGAAAAAGCCUGAUCCUGCUUCCCUGCGGGCUACUUCCUGUGGAGAGGGGAAAAAGAGGAAGGCCUGCAAGAACUGCACCUGUGGCCUUGCAGAAGAACUAGAGAAGGAGAAGUCAGAAGCACAGAAGAGUUCGCAGCCCAAGUCGGCCUGUGGAAAUUGCUACCUGGGUGACGCAUUCCGCUGUGCCAGCUGCCCCUACCUAGGUAUGCCAGCCUUCAAGCCCGGGGAGAAGGUGCUGCUGAGCAAUAGCAACCUGCAUGAUGCCUAGGAGGCCCCUGCGGCCCUGUCUACUCCUCCAAAGCUUCUCCUGACCCUCUCCUCCUGCCUCCUCGGGACUAGGACUCACUCACUCUCUGUUGGGAAUCUCUGAAAUCAUUUUUGGAGAGUACACUUGUAGACAGCGGGAGGCUGGCUGUGAUGCAGUGGUGUUAGUGCUGCUGUCUCCUGAAAGACCAAGGCACAGUGGGGCCUGGCUCCCAGCAGCAGGCCCUGCCUCCUCACUGAGUGUUAGGUCCUCAUGAUAAAGCACUGACCAUGCUCUCUUGAGCCCAGACAUCUGCAGUAUUUAUGCUCUGAAGCUCGGUGACACCGCCACCUACUUGUCCUUCUGAGUUGGUGGGGCAUUCGGUAUACACUCUUGGUGACUUGAGUCAACCGUCCCAUGACCUCAGGGCGCCAGAGGAGUCACUUGCUGGUAACUGUGAUCCCAUCCUGUGUCCCUCUGUCCCAUUCCACCCCUGUCUGUGUCUGUUGUCAUUUCUGUGUUACAUAUUCACAAAGAGGUGUGUAGGUGCAUGUGGUGUCCAUGCAUCAUCCGUGCUCUGCCUGGGCUGGGAAACUUUUUGGAGGAACUUGGUGGCCCGCACAGUGAGGCCAGCGCCGUACUUGAGAUUAGCACCUCUUCUUAGGGGAGUCCAGGUUGGGAAGAAGCAGGGAAGACUGAACCAACAGCACUCUUGCUGUGUUCUUGCUGUGCAACCCACAGACCCAGAACCAAUCUUGCCAAAUACUUGGCAAGAUUGUGUGGGUUUAAGAGACCUGGAUUUUUGUUUCACCAAUAAAUAAGUGUUAAUUGG
Molecule: messenger RNA, 2152 nt
Organism: Fukomys damarensis (Damara mole-rat)
Lineage: Eukaryota; Metazoa; Chordata; Mammalia; Rodentia; Bathyergidae
Gene: Ciapin1
Product: cytokine induced apoptosis inhibitor 1
Exons: 10
Coding region: 406-1344 (312 amino acids)
Biological process (GO): iron-sulfur cluster assembly
Cellular component (GO): cytoplasm
Molecular function (GO): iron-sulfur cluster binding
Source: RefSeq, a predicted model, not a curated record